Messenger RNA from Cynoglossus semilaevis (tongue sole), 347 nucleotides. Its product is annotated as hyphally-regulated protein-like. Lineage: Eukaryota; Metazoa; Chordata; Actinopteri; Pleuronectiformes; Cynoglossidae. The record is from RefSeq and is a predicted model, not a curated record. The transcript has 7 exons. Bases 81 to 347 code for a protein of 88 amino acids.
UAAAAGGUCAAGGAGUGCCCGCAGGUCGAUUCAAUGUCAAUGGGGUUGGAAAUGCAGGACAGGGAGGAGCUGGUAAACCCAUGAAGGGCUACGGUAAUCCAAUUUAUGGAGCGGGAAUGGGAAACACUAGAAACCUCAACAGGAACCAAGGGAAGGCAUAUGGCCGUCAUGGUUAUAAUAAUAACGGAGCUCAACCAUUGGGAGGCUAUAACAAUGGUUAUGGACACGCUGGUCUGAGUCUGGGACCUCGAUAUGGAAAUAAAGGGAUAAAAGGACCACAGCAAGGUUCAAGAGCAGUCGCUGGACAGGGAUCAAAGCCAAACGGUAAUCCCGCCAACGUGAUAUAG